Messenger RNA from Rubroshorea leprosula, 476 nucleotides. Lineage: Eukaryota; Viridiplantae; Streptophyta; Magnoliopsida; Malvales; Dipterocarpaceae. The record is from the annotation of a GenBank genome assembly.
AUCUCAUCUGUGUUUUCCCUUAAAAUGCUGUUUGAUUUGUGGAAUUAUCUCGAUGAAAAUUUGGAGCAGUGGCCUCAUCUGAACGAACUGCUUCAGUGCUACACCAGUGACUGGGUGAAAGAUGAGAGCAAGUAUGGGCAUUAUGAGAGUGUCAGUCCUCCUCACUUUCACAAUCAAAUAUUUGAGGGGCCUGAUACUGAAAUCCAGACUGAAAUGAACCUUGCAAAUGCAAGGCAAACCACGGGUGAAGAUGCUACUGAUGAUGACACCCCAAGUACCUCUGAACGGUAAUUUGCAGACUCUCAUGUUUCUCAGGUUUUGCUGUUUAACUCUUUUAUCUGGCUAUUGGUUUUAUUUGUUUAUGCAUUAAUUAUUUUGAGGUGUUGAUUUCUAUAUUUUUCCUCCUUAAUUUUAAUGACUUGUUUAGCGUUUUGGCCAAUCUAUUCUAAAAAAUAGAAUAAAUAGCUUGCUUAGCU